Molecule: messenger RNA, 792 nt
Organism: Solanum lycopersicum (tomato)
Lineage: Eukaryota; Viridiplantae; Streptophyta; Magnoliopsida; Solanales; Solanaceae
Product: wound-induced protein 1
Source: RefSeq, a predicted model, not a curated record
AUAACACCUUCUUCAUAGUUCAUCAUACCUACCUUCACUCAUCUUCAUAAUAGUAUCUGUUUUUGUUUUACUGAACUGGCUAACUCUCAGUUAACUCUGGAGGAAACAACAAACAAAGGGGUGGUGCUCGCCCUGUAUGAAGCCUUGAGCUCACACGACGUCGUUCAGGUCCAGAAACUCCUGGCCUCCGACCUUGAGUGGUGGUUCCAUGGUCCUCCUUCUCAUCAAUUUUUGAUGCAAAUACUCACCGGUACUGCUAAAUUCGAUAACGCCUCUUUUCAAUUUCUUCAUAAAACCAUUGACGUAUUCGGCUCCGUGGUUCUCGUGGAAGGCUGUGACCCGACCCGAUCUAUUACUUGGGUUCACGCCUGGACUGUUACGGAUGGGGUAAUUACCCAGGUUAGGGAGUAUUUCAAUACCUCACUUACUGUAACCCGUUUUCGGAAGAAAAACCAAUCCGAUAUUUCCUCUAUUACGCCUCUGCAUUGUCCCUCUGUUUGGGAGAGUAGCUUACCUAAUCGGGUCGGUAAAUCUGUUCCGGGUCUUGUAUUGGCUCUAUAAGAAAAUUGUGCUGCCGUUUCUCUUGUGUCUGAUAGGAUGUAAGAUUAACACGGCUGGUUUGAGAUUCUGUUGCCGUUUGGUUUGAUUUUUUUGUUAAGUUGGGAUUUGUGUUUGUUUAAUUAUGAUUGAGUUAAGGAAGGGGCCAAUGAUAAUUGGGUAUACCUUCCGAUUGUUGUCUAAUUAUGUAAUGGUUUGCAAUAAAAAGCUUUGUGAUUGGCUGUUUACAAAAUG